ACAAACACAUGUGUGCGGCUGCUGUGGCAAUGGAUAUAUAAGGCUGACCUCCCGACUCUUUACCAAAGCACAGAAAUCAGCUACAAGCCAACCGCAACCAUGAUGGGCAAGAUUAUCUUCUACGAGGACAAGAACUUUGGCGGCCGCCAUUAUGAGUGCAGCAAUGACUGCACCGACCUGCACACCAUGUUCAACCGCUGCCAGUCCAUCCGCGUCGAGAGCGGCAUGUUCAUGAUCUACGACCGCCCCAACUUCAUGGGCAACCAGUUCUUCGCCAGGAGGGGCGAGUACUCCGACUACAUGCGCAUGAUGGGCAUGAACGACUGUGUCAGGUCUUGUCGCCACAUCCCCAUGCACCGCGGUAACUUCAGGAUGAGGAUGUACGAGCGCGCUGACAUGGGCGGCCAGAUGAUGGAGCUGAACGACGACUGCCCCAACCUCAUGGACCGCUUCCACAUGUCCGACUUCAACUCCUGCAACGUGAUGGAUGGCCACUGGCUGAUGUACGAGCAGCCCAACUACAGGGGCCGCCACUACUACGUGAGCCCCGGCGAGUACAGGAGGUACAACGACUGGGGAAGCAUGAACCCCAAGAUCGGUUCCAUCAGGCGCGUCAUGGAUCUCUAAAGACAGAACCACGGUUCUCGUGAAAUGUCUCCUCUUUGCCUUGUUUCACACACUGAAUAAAAUGGGGUCAGCGCUCAA
Molecule: messenger RNA, 705 nt
Organism: Gadus morhua (Atlantic cod)
Lineage: Eukaryota; Metazoa; Chordata; Actinopteri; Gadiformes; Gadidae
Product: gamma-crystallin M3
Exons: 3
Coding region: 100-627 (175 amino acids)
Biological process (GO): lens development in camera-type eye; visual perception
Molecular function (GO): structural constituent of eye lens
Source: RefSeq, a predicted model, not a curated record